AUGGACGAUGUGGGUUUUAUGGCAGCUCCGGAUUGUUACAAUGACCGAAGUCGAAACAAGGAAGUUUCCAGAUAUUUGCAUUUAGGAAACUGGAACGAUGAACUGACUAUGAGGAACAUAAUCUCAGACAUUCAAAAGACUUACAACAUCAGAGGUGUAAGUAUUUCUUUGAUUUACAAAGCAAGAACGAUUGUGAAGUACGAAAACAGACUCAACGUUAGAGAAAUGCCACGUUCUGUCCUGAUUGAUGGCCAUUGCAUCUUGUCAAAUUCGCUGUUGGUUCUAUUUGAUACCACUAAAGACUGGCGUACAAGCAAAAACCCAUUGGUUGCUGGCUCUCCUUACAUUCGCUUUUAUUAUGGAGUUCAUUUAAAAGGCUCGCAAGGUAGCACCAUUGGCGUCCUAUCUAUCUUUGACAAUAUACCUCGACCAGAUUUCUCCCAACAAGACGUUCAGAACUUAAACAACUUUGCCCGAACCAUCAUGAGCUUUCUAAACAUGCCAUAUCAGACAAAUAAAACCAAUAAAAGGAAUGGAAAACAGCACGAGACAAGGUUCUCCCACGAAAAACCGAACAUUACGAAGCAGUUGGGAAGAGCCACAAGCCGUGGAUAUAACUUAACCAUAUUUGAUAAAGAUGGAUCGGGUACAUCUUAUUUGGCUAAUAUGAACGAAAUGAACCAGUGUACUUCCAAAACAGUGGUUGAAAACACUGUAAGCUCAACUCACAAGCAAGCCAUUGUAAAACGAAUCUAUGGUCUCAAUACCAUCAAGCAAGGAGCAGCUGCCAUUUGCAGAAUUAUAGUUGCAAAUGAAAAAGUGGACUAUGCUUGCAUCUAUGAAGUGAAAGUUUCGGAUGUGUAUUCUAUAGCAAAAGAUGUGGCAACGAAAAAUCUGUCCGGCAACACAAUCUCAUACGAUCUAAAAGACUAUACAGAGGCUAAAAUUUCAGAGAAAUUUAGAGCAAGGAUGUUAGGUGCCUCUGCGGAAGAGCCUUGUCCCAUUGCACAUCAAUACUUGCGAGCAGCAUUCGAAAGCACAAACGGAAUUGAUUAUGCCUCCAAUACAAACAGUGCGGUUUUCAACACGGGAGUAUUUCUAACUUUUCAUAAAUCAGAGAAAAGCUCAUUCGCCAGCCGCCAAAAUGUUGGUUCUGGAGACAUUCGUGUGCGUUCUGGAGGAUUUGUGAUUUGCGUUUUGAACAAGUCGCCAGAGGACCGUAUUGAGCAACAAAAAGCAUCAAGAAUAUUUGACUAUUCACGGAUUGUGCGUCUGGUUUACUUGUACUGA
Clavispora lusitaniae ATCC 42720 is the source of this 1290-nucleotide messenger RNA. RefSeq lists its product as uncharacterized. The record is from RefSeq and is a predicted model, not a curated record. Gene Ontology annotation, molecular function: protein binding. Lineage: Eukaryota; Fungi; Ascomycota; Pichiomycetes; Serinales; Metschnikowiaceae.